This is a messenger RNA of Ceutorhynchus assimilis (cabbage seed weevil), 4969 nucleotides long. Lineage: Eukaryota; Metazoa; Arthropoda; Insecta; Coleoptera; Curculionidae. The record is from the annotation of a GenBank genome assembly.
CAAAUUAUCGGCACCUUCACCCUUGGCUUGUUAUUGUUUUUCAAAAUUUCAAAAGUCUUUUUUUCAAUUUUCAUUUCCCUUAUCAUUUAAUUUUGUGUUAUGGCGAUCUUUGGAACCGGCCAGAUUUCCGUAGCCAAAUUAACCAUAUUUUUACUUAAAUUAAACAAUAAUAAUUAAAAUAUUCAGCUCUCGAUUCAGCUAUAUUUUCCUAGAACAUUCAUAUAUCCGAGAUAAUUUUGUAACAAUUGAAAACACGUUGCAAAAUCCACUGCAACAAUGGAAGAGCAGAAGCUUUUUAAGAAGAAACAGAAAGCUGCGGGCAACGAUACAGCACUUGCUUCCGCCUGCCAUGAUCUCGCUUCAUUCUAUAUCAAGGAAGGAAAAUUUGAGAAAGCGAUUGAGGAAUAUAAAGUUCUUCUGAAUAUUUAUAAAGAUCAAAACCAAAGGAUUUUAUAUGGCUUAGCAAACAGAGGUAUUGCGGAGGCGUAUAUGAGCUUACAGCAAUAUGAUCAAAGUAAAAAGUAUUUCAUGGUGUAUCAUGAUGUUGCUGUAGAAGAAAAUGAUACAUUAGAAGAACAAAGGGCGCUAGCACAGCUUGGCCACAUGUAUCUGACAAGGUAUUUAGAUAUGCCAAGUACAGAAAAUAAAUACCUCUUGAACAAAGCUUACAAAUUUUUAUUUAAAAGUAUGGACAAAUGUCAAAGUCUUGCAAAUUCAACAGAGAAACAAGACAUGCUAGCCAGAUUGAUAUCAAAUUUAGGUCUCGUAAAAGAAAAUUUGGGUGAUUAUGAAACUGCAUACACCCUAUAUAAAAAUAGUAUCAAAAUUUGUAAGAAUUAUGAUUUUUAUGAACAACUGUAUAGAGGGUAUUUGUCUAUGGCGUCAAUUUUUGAAAAACAGGACAAGUACCAAGAAACUAUCAAGAAUAUUAAUUUGGCAAUUGAAGCCGCUAAGAAAUUAAGUUCGAAAAGGGUUGAAUUAAUAUGUGCAGCUUUAUUAAGUAAAUCAGAAACGUUGAUAAAAAUUGCCGAUUUUCAAGGAGCCAAACAAGCUUUGAGAAAAGCUUAUAAGUUUAAAACAGUCAAUAAAGAGGACCAAAGGUGUAUUGAAACAAAAUUGAGAAUUGUGGCUGGCAUGUGUAAAAUUGAAGAUGACAUAAUAGCCUGUAGUGUUCAAACAGACUUAAAAAAUCUCUAUGAGAAAAUGGGCGAUGGAGCAUGUGCCCUGAAAAACUACAAGAAAGCUGUAGAGUAUUAUAAAAAGAUGUUAGAAGCAGCUGAAAGAAAUGGUGCAAGCGAGAAAGAAUUAGGAGAGUGCUAUUUUAGUUUAGGGGAAACAUAUAAAGAUAUUGGCAAUUUUCAAGAAGCUGAAAUUUAUUAUGAAAAGGAAUAUGCCUUGUGUAAAAAUAACUUCAAGGAGAGUUUAAAUACAAUUUGUAAAAUAGCGGACCUUAAAGAAAUAGCUAACAAUAAAAUUGAUCAAAUUAGGAGUGUAUAUGAAAGACUAUUGUCUCUUUGUAGAGAAAAUCGAAAUUUGAAAGAAGAAAGAAGAAUAGUUUUGAGAUAUAUGGACCUUUUAAAAAGAAAUAAAUGCUUCGAGGAUGUUUUUGGCUUAGAAGAACGAUUGAAAGAAUUAGAUGGGCAAAUAGGUGAAAAUAAGGAUGAUAGUAGCUCAUCAUCUGACGAAUGUGAGGAUUCUGAAAAAAUUCAUAUUGGAAAUGAUAUUGUGCUUAGUGAUAUUACUGAUAAUUCUGAAGAAUCUGACAAUGAAGUACCCGCACUAGGAGACAUUCAAUCAAGCAAGCGUCGAAAGCAAAACGCAGUAGCAUUCAAGAAAAAUGAAAAGGGUGAAUCGCCACUGCAUGUGGCUUGUAUCAAGAAUAGUAAAAAAAUGGUUAUACAUUGGCUAGGUUUGAAACAUCCGGUUAAUGUAAGAGAUAAUGCUGGUUGGUCACCUUUACAUGAAGCUGCCCUCCAUGCCUGUCCUGAAAUUGUGCAGCUGCUUUUGGAUGCAGGCGCUUCUAUUAAUGAUAGGGGAGGCCCAGAAUGCUUUGGCGUCACACCUCUCCAUGACGCAGCAGGCGCUGGCAAUUUGGAAGUAGUGGAACUUUUGUUAGACAGAGGUGCAGCUGCUGUAGCGAAGACUGAUGAUGGUAAUACACCUCUAUAUGAAUUGAAAAAAUGGUAUGACAGAACUAACAAAAAUUGUGAAGGGCAAAGACUACAUCUCUAUAAUAGGUUAGUUGAAAGAUUAGAACAGGCUUUAGAAAGAGCGGGACAAAAUGAUGUCAAAGCGGAUAAGUCUAAUUUGAGUAAUAAGGAAAAUGUUAGUAAAAAUAGUCAAAAUGCGAGAAAAUUACGUAGAAACAUACCUUAUGAAUCUGAAGAAGGAACUCUUGAAAGCUUGGGAGGUAUAUCUCUAACGAGCAGUUCAGAUGAGCUAUUAGUGGCAAGGCGCAAAUUCCCCAAUGUCAACUCAAGCAAGGUUUCAGUUAAUUCUACAGACACAAAUAGACCUGCUCACAUUCAUCAGGAGGACUUAGUAUGUGUUCAAAAUGUGAGGAAAUCAAGUGCAAGCAUACCUUAUGAUGACGAUGAUUCUGAAGAAGAAACUCCUGGAAGCUGGGAAAGUAUAUCUCGAAUGAGCGAAAAAAGCAAUUCAGAUGAGUUCCUAAGGGCAAGGCAGAAAUUCAAUCAACACAAAAUCAUAACAAAAAGACCUGCUCACAUUCACGAGGACGACUUUGUACAUGAUCAAAGUGUGAGGAAAUCAAGUGUGAGCAUACCUUAUGAUGACGAUAACUCUGAGGAAGAAACUCCUGGGAGCUGGGAAAGUACAUCUCGAAUGAGCGAAAAAAGCAGUUCAGAUGAGUACUGCAUGGUAAUGCAGCAAUUGCGCCAUAACAACCCAUGCGAAAUUCGAAAGCGUUCUCCUGUCAACAAGCCAUCAGUUGCAUCAAAAAGACCUCACAUUUAUGAGGAUGACUUUGGAUGUGAGGACAAGUGGCUUGAAAAUGAUAUAAGACCCAGCAAAACUAAAAAAAGAAAAAUUAAUUCUAAUGAUUUGAUUUUGAAUCGAGGUUGUUUGAACAAAUCACCUAUGAAGACUGGAAUAAAUACAAUUAUAGACGGGGACCAAGAUAUAACUGCUUAUCAAAUUCAUGACCUACCCGAGUUUGAUGCAAACAUCUUUGAAUCAACAACGAGACAUAGAAGAGACUCUGCUGGCAGUAAUGAUAGCGACAGAUCAUCAUUGUCUUUAAGACGGACACAAGCUACUUUAUUGGAUUCUGGUUUUAGUUGUGAAAGAAACCACAAUGCCAAUAGCACUAAACUAAAAUUGAAGCGAUCUAGUAGUGGAAAUAUUUCCCGUUCCCUACAACCAAAAAUCAGGAAUUAUGCAAUUGUUGAAGCUGAUUCUACCUCUAUUUCAAGAUCCCCUGUUAAACAAUCUGAAGUCGCUCAAGAACCUAUGGACUCAAUGCUUUAUGUGGAUGUGGAAAUUGAAGGAAAAGCAUUCAGGAUACCUGUUUUGAUGUCAGAAACAAAAACUAAGACCAUUAAGUGGCUCUCGGAACAAGCAGCGCAUAGAUAUGAAAGUAAACAGUUCAUGAGACCGAUUUUGGAGUUGGAAACAGUCACCGGUGUGAUUUUGGGUGAUUGCGACCUUGUAAGUCUGCUUUUUCCCUUGGGAAGUAUGCAAGCCGAAAGAGUAGUGGGAAAAGUAAUUGAAUGGAAUUUACCAUCUCUUCUAGAAAAAUACCGGGCGAUUUGUAGUAGUAUGAGUGCUGACCCAAAUGAAGAUGUUUGCAGUUUAAUCCAAAAUGUUUCCAUCAAUUUGAAUAUAUCAGAUCGUGCCAUGCCAUCCCAUAAUCUAAAUCCCCUAUUGAAGUCAAUCAAUAACCAAAAAUGUUUGACAAAAAUUAAUUUAUCUGGUAACUCUAUGAGCGCAUACACCAUGACUUUACUAUGCUCCAGCAUAAUCACUUUGCCAGAACUGCAAAGCUUAAAUCUAAGUUGUACCAGUUUGCUGAAACCUUAUUUGAAUCAUUUGGCUAGUACCAUCUCUACUCAUAGUGCCUUAUUCAAGAAAAUGGUGAAUUUAGAUCUUAGUGAUAAUAUAAUGCUGCAAGAUGAUUGCUUCGAUGAUAUAAUUGUUAUUAGCAAUGCCCUAUUACAACUGCAGAGCUUAAACUUGAGUAAUAUAGGUUUGAAAAACUUACCUUCCAAUAGUAAUAUGCUAUCUUUAAAAUGUCUAGAAAAUUUAGAUCUGAGUUACAAUAAACUAAGCGAUAAUGAUCUAAUGAAAGUGUUAAGCUCGCUAGAUGCCAGCCUAAUUAAAAUAUUAAACAUAUCAAGAAAUAAGGGACAAAACAUAUUAAGGAGGAUUUUAGAUUUAUUCGAGAAUGAAUCAAAUGUUUUCAUGAAGGAGAUUGGCUUGGAAAUGUGUGGAAUCAACGAUUCAGAUCUGUAUGAGCUCUUGAGAACGGCAAGAAAUAUCACACACAUAAACCUCUCCCACAAUUCAGAUUUAACCUCAAUAUCUUUAAGGAGACUUCUGGAACAUGGAAAUUUGAGUUGCAUCAAUGUUGUGUCUUGUGAUAAUAUUUGGGACUAUUUUGAUGCUGAGCAACAUGGCUGGAAUAUUGCAAUGCAGGAAACAGAAGAAAAAGCUCAGUUCAAAGUUUCCGGAAAAAAUGACCUAUUUUUGAACAGCCUGGUAGAAAUGUUUAGAACAAAGUUUAAACAUUUGGAAACUGUGAAGUCAGGAAGUGAUUUAUUAGUUAAAGUUCAUUUUAGCCGAAAUUGAAAGUGGUUAUUGAAAAAUAUUUAAUUGUUUUUUCUUACAUUGGGACUAGAUUCAAUUUAUCAGUAUUUAAUUUUUUAAACCAAGGAUUAUAAAUUGUUAGAAAUAUGUUCAAUUGAAAAAUAAAAACCAAUCCAAUUAGAUCGCGAUUUUAGUACUCAUC